GUCCUGAUUAAGUAGUGUUAAUUUUUUUUAUAAAGAAGCAUGACAAAUCUGCGUUUUUCAAAAAACAAAAACGGCUUGCCGUCAAGAACCGCACGGCUUGCCGUCAACGUAAUGUUCUCGCCCUGCCCUCUAUCCAAUGGUGAAACAGAUGCGUGACGUGGCACGCCCACUUACAUGGGUCCCUCACGUGGGCCAUACCACCUGUAGUCUGACGUGUACGUCCGGUCCAUGUCUCUAUGAUUGAAGUCUUGAAGAUAUUCCGGACUCCAAGCAUACUUUACACCAGAGAUUUUAGUUUCGAAUUUCAAGUCCGGAGGGCUAUGUAUCUAUUUAUCUAUCUGUAUCCGCGAUAUUAACCGCUCUCGAGGCCCAUUAUCAUUCAUUUGCUCUGCGUUGGGAGCUGUCGUUGUCAUCUCUCUCUCUAUCAACUACGCUCAUCGUUCUCCUUGCCCAAGAUCGUUUUGAAUCGGAACUGAAUUGUAGCCGGAUUAAGCUUUUUUCGGACGGUUGUGAUUGCAAGAAUUUGAAUAAACUUAAUCUAAUUUUCUAUCUAAUCUACGAAUUAAAAUGGCUAUUGGUAAGCAGAACGAAUCUUCGAACGAUCGGGAGAGAGAUGGCGCUGAGGAUUCCAUCGGCGGUCAUCUAGUUGAAGGGACUGAGUCGGUUGGGACUCCGGUGGAAUCAGGACAGAGUUCAGGUGCCAGCCGGGGCCGCCCUAGGCUCGCGGAGAGGCUGGCGGAGAUCUUGGUGAACGACGGCGACGGAGAUCUAUUGGUUCAACCGUGCGAUCAAGGUUACAGUGUUUCGCAGUGGCUCCAGGCUAUGGAUAUGCAGGUGAUGGGCGCAUGCCGUGCUGAUGAGAGGCUGAAGCCUUUGUUGAAGAUGAAUGUGUCUACAGGCGCAGCUGAGGAUUGCUUACUCGCUUAUCUUAGUCAGCACUUUGAACCAGCAGAGGUUGGGAAGCUAGCCAGAUGCUUGUGCAUUCCACUGGUUUCAGUGCGUGUUGGAAAGAUCAAGAAGCAAGGAAAACUGUUGUGUCCUACCUCCAUAAGACGUACCUAACCAUCUCAUGAUGGAUACUGCAUGCUGGAUUCUACCUUAGACCACUGCAUCUUGAAAUGUGACUCUGUUCACAGCUAGGUGGUGCAUAUUGACACAGUCAAGAUACCAUUGAGGUUGGUCUUAUGUGUAAACGUUUGUCUGAUGGAAUGGAGUUGCCCUAAGUGGAUUAUUUGUACUCCUAAGCUGCCAAUUUUUGAUCUGUCAUCCCAAGUUGUGUAUAAUAUGCUGAUAUAAGGGAAACCUAAGUCUCUCUCUUUUACCAACUUCUGACAUGCGGAUCUCAUUCAUCGGGGACGAUGGUAGCACGGAUACACUGGCAACACUUUGCAGCACAUUGGAUUGCUCCACUGUUGAGAUUGAGGGAAUCCCUGCAGACCAGACUGGACGUUCUUUUAAGCUCACAAUCGCAGGUGGUUUGAGUAUGUAUUUCUGGUGUUCAGAGAAGUCUAAGCUUCUUGGGGAUGAAAUGCUAAGAAAGAUGAAGGAUUUACUCGAAACAAAACCAUCUCUUGCCGAGCUUACAGGAGUAUGUGAGUCACGGCUCAAGUGCUUUGCAUUUCAUCUCCGGGCCCACCUCGUUGGGUCAACGUCUCUCACAUUUGAUUCCGCAGUUGAUGAUUCUUCUGUGUCUGACCAGAAGCCUAUCCGGGCCCGUCAUGGAGGUCUGAGUGCCAGGUCAGGUUCCUUCAAGGAGAGCUCACUCAGGAACUCAUUGAGGAGUGUUGCAAGGGAGAAACUCAGGAGGCGUGGAGAUAGUAUUGUCCAGCCUCCUAAGGAGGAGGAGAAGCCAUCUUCAGAACAUGCUACAUUUCAGUUGUUACAUCUGGACCCGCCAUAUAUGACCUCAGGACUCACAAUUCCUUCUUUGGCUUCUCCUUAUUAUUGUUGGUGCCCUCCCGCAUCAGCCUUGCAAUAUUCACUAGGAACUCCACAACUCCCAAUUUUAUCCAGUGAAGCUCUCUCCCUUCCUGUGAUUUCCUCACUGUCACCUGCCCCGUUGAAUUUUUCCAUAGCGUCUUCCCUAGAAGAGUUUCCUCCGCUUCUGCCCGACCCUUUACUUAGAUUGCCAUUGAGUUUGCCAACUUCGCAGCAGAUCCCGACCUUUACUCCCUUAAUGUGUGAUCCUAUAGUCCACAUCCCAUUCAUUGAUGUGUGCACCUCAGGGGGGCAGGGAUAUUUGGUGAGUGCAGGCCCAGGUAUGUCGACUGCCCUCCCACCGUUGAUUCCUGAGGCAGAGUCCAUGGCGGAGAAGAGUGCAAGAGAAACACUCCGUAUGCUCAUCAAUAGCUCCAAUCAAUCGAAUUCAUCUUCGUUGAUGAGUGUUCUGCCUUCUUUUCUGCCUGUUAAGGAAGACAAGGAGCUAACCAUGCUUACUGGCGGCAGUAGGGGUUUGUAUAGUGGAACCGUAGACAUAGGUAUGAGAGAGAUUGGUGGCGGGAAGUUUGUAUUUGGGCAGAUGACCGAGAUGACGUCUGCAACAGGUGGCAUUUGUUUGGAUGAUGAUGAUGAUGAAACUUCAGGAAAUGGGGAGAGAGUGAUACAGGCGCGUGAUAAUAGGUUGUAGAUUUUAAGGUUUUGUUGUUGUUUUUUGGAACUGUACAGUCACCACCUCAUUUCAAUAUUUCAAGUAAUUGUUAUUAUCGCCAAUUAAUUAAUUCA
Molecule: messenger RNA, 2721 nt
Organism: Cuscuta epithymum
Lineage: Eukaryota; Viridiplantae; Streptophyta; Magnoliopsida; Solanales; Convolvulaceae
Source: the annotation of a GenBank genome assembly